Molecule: messenger RNA, 3592 nt
Organism: Tarenaya hassleriana
Lineage: Eukaryota; Viridiplantae; Streptophyta; Magnoliopsida; Brassicales; Cleomaceae
Product: kinesin-like protein KIN-5C
Exons: 23
Coding region: 197-3229 (1010 amino acids)
Biological process (GO): microtubule-based movement
Molecular function (GO): ATP binding; microtubule binding; plus-end-directed microtubule motor activity
Source: RefSeq, a predicted model, not a curated record
UUCAAAUCACACACCCAUCCCGCUCUCUCUCUACAAAGAAGAUUCCGUCUCCGCGAGAGAGAGAGAGAGAGCGAGAGUGAGAGAGAGAGAGAGAGGGAGAGAGGUUUUCCAAAAAGCUUGAUUCCACAGAAAAAGUGGAAGCGAUCAGAUCGGUAAAUUCUCUCCACUGGAUUCGCCGUCGUUCCGCCGCUCCAAGAUGUCCGGUCGACAAGACAAAGAGAAGGGCGUCAAUGUUCAAGUCCUCCUCCGUUGCAGGCCAUUUAGCGAGGAGGAGUUGAGGAACAACGCUCCUCAGGUUGUUACGUGUAAUGAUUUUCAAAGAGAGGUUGCUGUAUCGCAGAAUAUAGCUGGGAAGCAUAUUGAUAGGGUUUUCACUUUCGAUAAGGUGUUUGGGCCAUCAGCGCAGCAAAAGGAUUUAUAUGAGCAAGCCGUCGUUCCCAUUGUUAAUGAAGUCCUCGAAGGUUUUAACUGUACAAUUUUUGCAUACGGCCAGACUGGUACAGGAAAAACAUAUACGAUGGAAGGCGAGUGUAGAAGGGCUAAGAGCGGACUUAAUGGAGAAUUGCCAGCAGGCGCAGGUGUCAUUCCUAGAGCCGUGAAGCAAAUUUUUGACACGCUUGAGGGUCAACAAGCCGAGUAUAGUGUUAAGGUCACUUUCCUUGAAUUGUACAAUGAAGAAAUUACCGAUUUGCUUGCUCCUGAAGAAAUCUCUAAAGUUUCUCUGGAAGACAAACAAAAGAAGCAGUUACCUCUUAUGGAGGAUGGGAAGGGUGGAGUUCUUGUUAGAGGAUUGGAAGAAGAAAUUGUUGCUAGUGCUAGUGAAAUUUUCACUUUGCUUGAAAGAGGUUCUGCAAAGCGAAGAACUGCAGAAACAUUGUUGAAUAAACAAUCAAGUCGAUCACACUCCCUUUUUUCCAUCACAAUACAUAUCAAGGAAGCCACUCCAGAAGGAGAAGAACUUAUCAAAUGUGGGAAGCUCAACUUGGUUGACUUAGCAGGCUCAGAAAAUAUAUCACGUUCGGGUGCUAGGGAUGGCCGUGCACGAGAAGCUGGUGAAAUAAACAAAAGUCUUCUUACUUUGGGACGAGUUAUUAAUGCUUUGGUUGAGCAUCUUGGACACAUUCCUUACAGGGAUAGUAAACUUACCCGUUUACUACGCGAUUCACUUGGUGGGAGGACAAAGACAUGCAUAAUAGCAACAGUUUCACCUGCUGUUCAUUGUCUGGAGGAAACAUUGAGCACUCUGGAUUAUGCACACAGGGCAAAGCAUAUUAAGAACAAGCCAGAGGUUAACCAGAAAAUGAUGAAAUCUACUCUAAUAAAGGACCUUUAUGGUGAGAUAGAACGACUUAAGGCAGAGGUUUAUGCCGCACGUGAGAAAAAUGGUGUUUAUAUCCCAAAGGAGAGGUACUAUCAGGAGGAAAGUGAAAGAAAGGCCAUGGCAGAGCAGAUUGAGCAAAUGGGCAUCCAGAUUGAGAAUUAUCAAAAGCAACUUGAGGAGUUACAGGACAAAUAUGUAGCUCAAGUUCAACAGUGCUCUGAUCUGACCAACAACCUUAAUAACACUGAGAAAACCUUAAACCAAACAUGCAAAUUGCUUGCUACCACUGAGGAGGAAUUGAAGAAAUGCCAGUAUGCCAUGAAGGAGAAAGAUUUUAUUAUAUCAGAGCAGAAAAAAUCCGAAAAUGAAUUGGUUCAGCAAGCUUGUGUUUUGCAAUCCAACUUGGAGAAAGCUAUCAAGGACAAUGCUUUGCUAUACCAAAAAAUUGGACGAGAGGACAAACUCAGUACUGAUAAUAGAAAAGUGGUCAACAAUUACCAAGUGGAACUAUCUGAACAGAUUGGAAAUCUGUGCACAACGGUUGCUUCAUGCCUUUCACAACAAAAUGUACACCUUCAGGGUGUCGAGAAACUGUGCCAUUCUCUUCUAGCGGCACACAAUAAGGCUGCCUUAGAAAUGAAAAAGAAGGUUACAGCUUCAAGGGCUUUAUAUAGUUCUCACAUGGAGGCAGUGCAGAAUGUAGUUCGCUUGCAUAAGGCAAGCUCGAAUGCUUGCCUCGAUGAAGUUUCAGCUUUGACAAAUUCAAAUGCGCAUUCUAUAGAAGAGUUUCUUGCAUCAGAGGAUGGGGUAGCAUCAACGUUGUUUGACGAACUGCAGAGUGCUCUUUCAUCUCACCAGGGUGAAAUGGCUCUUUUUGCUAGAGAACUGAGACAAAAGUUCCAGGUAACGAUUGAAAAAACUCACGAGGUGGCCGAGUAUACAAAGACGUUUUUCCAGAAGCUUAUGGAAGAGUCUAAGAGUGCUGAGGAUCAUGCCAUACAGGCGGAUGAAACUCAAAUAAAAAGCAUUAUCGAUUUUCAGAAGGCUUACCAGGCUCAGUCAAAAUCUGAUGGAGAGGCACUAAUAGCCGAGUUAACUAAUCUAGUUUCCAAUCACAUUCGUCGUCAAAAUGAACUGGUGGAUUCAAGGCUCCUUAACCUCAGAGAGACCGUCUCUUCCAACAAAAAUUUCAUGGAUGGACAUGUCUCAGCUUUAAGCAAUUUGGCUACUGAUGCAAAAAGAAAAUGGGAGAUAUUUUCGAUGCAGGCUGAGAAUGAUGCCAAGGAAGGUGCUGAUUAUUCUGCUGCAAAGCAUUGUCGUAUGGAAUUACUGCUUCAGCAAUCUGUGAGUCACGCAGAAUCUGCUUUGACACACUGCAACAUAACUCAUGAAUCUGUGAAAGUGAUGAGCAGUAAGCACGUUUCAGAAAUCUCCUCGCUUGUUACGAUGGCUUGUGAUAGUAAUGAGCAGCAUGAUGCUGAAGUGGACUCUGCAAGGGUUGCAGCUGAGCAAGACGUAUCCAAGAACAGCGAUGAGAUAAUCCAGGAUAUCGAUUGCGUGUCAAAAGAUCAACAAGGCUCUGUAUCCCAAAUCUUCGAAACAGUCAGAGCUCAUGAAGAGGCCCUGGAAAGUUUCAGACAUGAUCAUUCUUGCCAAACUGUGUCCAUUGAGGAUAAGGCACAAGAAACUUUCCAACAAAGAUACAUGGAAUAUGAACCCACUGGAACAACACCGACAAGGGCUGAACCUGAAGUUCCAAGCAAAGCCACCAUUGAAUCACUAAGAGCGAUGCCAAUGGAGGAAUUGCUCGUAGAAUUCCGUGAGAACAACUCGUAUGAAUCAUUUGUUGAUGCCAAGGAACAAAAGCCAUCGCAGCUGACACGGUCUCCUCUCUCACAGAUCAACUAGGAAUAGGAACACACCCUCUGUUCCAUGAUCUUGGCCUGGAAAAGUUGCAUAAAAGCCAGUACAUGUGUAUCAGCAUCACUAUUAUCUGUAUACACUGGAAAUUCAGAUAGAAAGAAAGGUUGGAUUCUGCUCUCUUUUUUUUGUGGUGGAAGGGAUCAGAAUAAUCCCAAUCUUGGGAUUAGGACAGAGGCAGUUUCCAAAAAAGUGGGAAGUAGUUUGAUGUUGGAUUCUGACAGUAAACACCACUAGUGUCUGUCUGUGAUUUUUGUCUUGUUGUUGUCCCGGAUUUUACGUGACAUAUUGUGUAAUGUAUUAUGAUUUAAGAUCAAUAUUUCAUCACUUGGAAUUGAUUCAGGGUUUUCA